Messenger RNA from Poecile atricapillus (Black-capped chickadee), 3822 nucleotides. It is a transcript of the gene UGCG, whose product is annotated as UDP-glucose ceramide glucosyltransferase. NCBI's taxonomy places the organism in Eukaryota, Metazoa, Chordata, Aves, Passeriformes, Paridae. Gene Ontology annotation, cellular component: membrane. The record is from RefSeq and is a predicted model, not a curated record. The coding region runs from base 115 to 1533 and encodes 472 amino acids. Gene Ontology annotation, molecular function: ceramide glucosyltransferase activity. Gene Ontology annotation, biological process: glucosylceramide biosynthetic process. The transcript has 9 exons.
GGCAGAGCUUGUCGCCGCGGCCCCGCACCUCCCUCGGCGGCGCGAGGGGGACGGACCCAAGGUCAGGCGGCGGCGGCGGCGGCGGCGGCGGGCGGGGGGCCGGGCCGGUAACGGAUGUGCCCGCCCGCCCCGCCUCCUGCGCUGACAGAAAGGCGGCGGCGGCGGCUCUCGGUGCGCCAACGGCUGCCGCGCGCAGGCCGGUGCGGAGCAGCAGCGGAGCCGCCUCAGAGCCCGCCCGCAGCAACCGCCGCCCGCAGCAACCGCCGCUCGCCGCCCUCAGACCGCCUGCGCCCCCGCCUCGCUCCGCUCCGCCGCCGGCUCCUGCCCGGGCCGCCGCGCCCCCCGGGGAUGGAUGUGCUGGCCCUGGCCUCGGAGGGACUCGCCAUCUUCGGACUCAUCCUCUUCGUCGUGCUCUGGCUCAUGCACUUCAUGUCCAUCAUAUACACACGCCUCCACCUCAAUAAGAAAGCCACAGACAAACAGCCAUAUAGCAAGCUUCCUGGUGUUUCACUUCUAAAGCCCUUAAAAGGUGUGGAUCCUAACCUGAUCAGCAACCUAGAAACCUUCUUUGAGCUGGAUUAUCCUAAAUAUGAAGUACUACUCUGUGUACAAGAUCAUGAUGAUCCAGCUAUUGAUGUGUGCAAAAAGCUCCUUGGCAAAUACCCAAAUGUUGAUGCUAGACUGUUUAUAGGUGGCAAGAAGGUUGGCAUCAACCCCAAGAUUAAUAACUUAAUGCCUGGCUAUGAAGUUGCCAAAUAUGAUCUCAUAUGGAUUUGUGAUAGUGGAAUCAGAGUAACACCAGACACACUGACAGAUAUGGCCAAUCAAAUGACUGAAAAGGUGGGCUUGGUCCAUGGGCUUCCCUAUGUUGCAGACAGGCAGGGUUUUGCUGCUACCCUUGAACAGGUCUAUUUUGGAACUUCACAUCCAAGGUCAUAUAUUUCAGCCAACUUAACUGGCUUUAAGUGCGUAACAGGAAUGUCAUGCUUGAUGAGGAAGGAUGUCUUGGACCAAGCUGGAGGACUGAUAGCUUUUGCACAGUAUAUUGCUGAAGAUUACUUUAUGGCCAAAGCUAUAGCUGACCGGGGCUGGAAAUUUGCCAUGGCUACACAAGUUGCAAUGCAAAACUCUGGUUCAUAUUCUAUUUCUCAGUUUCAGUCCAGAAUGAUCAGGUGGGCCAAACUACGAAUUAAUAUGUUGCCUGCCACAAUAAUUUGUGAGCCAAUCUCAGAGUGCUUUGUUGCCAGUCUAGUUAUUGGAUGGGCAGCUCAUCAUGUUUUUAGAUGGGAUAUAAUGGUAUUUUUCAUGUGUCACUGCUUGGCAUGGUUUAUAUUUGACUACAUUCAACUAAAAGGUGUUCAGGGUGGUGCUCUGUGUUUUUCAAAACUUGAUUAUGCAGUAGCUUGGUUCAUCAGAGAAUCCAUGACAAUUUAUAUUUUCCUAUCUGCUUUGUGGGACCCCACUAUUAGCUGGAGGACAGGGCGCUACAGAUUACGUUGUGGAGGCACUGCAGAAGAAAUUAUUGAUGUAUAGCCACACGUUUGUAACUGUGAAUGUCGAAAAGAGAAGGGGGAAAGAAAAGUAUUAUAAGUUGUUUAUAUACUUCCAAGAAAAUCUACCUUCAGUAGUUUUAUUACUUGUAUGUUUGGUACCUGUUCUUCAAUUUAUUUUUGCAUGGCACUUGCAUCUGUGAAAGUACAUCUGUAGUCUUGGCCAAAUGGUUCCUUCCUCCUGUGUACAAAUAAAAAUAGGGAUAAUUGGUCCUGACAUCUGCUUUCUAUUUAAAUGCUCUGCAGUAGACUUUUUUUAAAAAAAUAUCCUCCAGGAUAUGAACAGCUUCUUAUUCCUUGGUGUGCUAGGUUAGUGAAUUUAGGGUUAGAUAGCUAUUUUCCAGUUGGAUUGCACAAGGCUGUACCUAGUAAAAUCACAUAGGUACAGCUAAUUUUUGUUUUAUCCCACUAAACUGAGCUAGUAAUGGGACCUUGGGAAAGAAGCUCUGAAAUGUUUUAUGCCUACCUCUUGUAGUUGCUGCAGAACAAUAUGAAUAGAAAGACUAAACUGCUUUGCAAAAACGAACUAAAGUAAACCUGUAGUCUUGUGUUUAUAUGUAUAUAGGGAAUAUUUUAAUCAUUGCAGUAACCAAAAGUGGACUGAGUUUGAUAAGAAUGAGUUGGAAGGAUUUACUGGUCAGGCAUGUAUUAUGGGCAUCUUUUGGCCAAGUCUGAUCUGGUUCUGUCUUGAACCUCAUUAAGCACUGUGCUGUUACUAGCCAAGGUGAUCCCCUCAGUACUUCCAUCCUUUUUUAAGGGGUGUCUGUUUUUCCCUGUGAGUGAAUGCUUUCAUGGUUGGGGGUGGGGGGUGUUGGGGGUGUGUGUGGGAUGUAGUAGGGAGUAGAAGGGAGCAGAACUACAUUUCAGAAACAUUUCACACCUGAGCUAUUUUCUUACACAAUGUCUUAAGAAUGUAAUUUCAUGAUGCAGGUAUUUAAUAUCUUUGUAAAGUGAACAUACAUGCCUAUACUAGUUAUAAUUAAAUAUUCAAUUUCAGUAGAUAUUGUGAAUAUAUUAAAGGGCCGGGUGCAUUUGCUGUUACUGAUUAAAACUGUAGUCUUAAUUUAGAUAUCAAACUAAGUUUACUCUUGGCUGUUUGCCUGUUAGUCUAGCCUUUAAAUUGGACUUCUGUAUUCCAGUGGCAUGACUAAAAGGACUAAAUUAUAAUGCAUGCCAUGGUUUUUCUCUCUGUUCCCUGUAACUUGGUUUUCAACUUCAUUGUGAAAUUUCCUGAUUUGUGGUGAACUGGACUUGUUUUCUUUGAACACUUUUUAGUUUAAAAAAAAACACAGCAAAGCUAGAGAAGACUGUUGCAUAAGCCUUUUGUUUUUAUAAUUGUAUUUAUGCUGCUUUACUUUUCUUCAUAUGGAAUAGCAUAUUGUCACCAUGAAUGUGAACUGCUAUAUACAAGGUUAUGUCAACAAAGCAGCUUUAAAAGUUGGAUGAUGAUGUGUAGCAUAUUAGCAAUAAUGACAUGUAUUUAUAAAAAUGGACUUUUUACCUUACUGAGCCAAUCCCUUACCAAUCAUAUGCUACACAAGUGUAAUGUGUAGGUAUUUGUUGUAAAACAUACUCUGGGCCAAGAUUCUUCAUCCACCUUAAUAUCUCUUUUGCCUUACGGUAACAUGGAACUUUAUAGUGGGCAUUUCUGUAUGAGCAAAGGCUUGUGAUGCAUGCUUCAUUCUUUUCAUGUGAAUCAGGAAGAAGCACUUUUCCUGAGGAAAGUUUUAUGCUGAAACCUAGUCUAGUUGUGACCCACAAAAAUAUUCUUUUUUUUUAAUAUUUUUUUUGACACAGUUGAAUUUUGCUGACAAUGUUUGUAUCUUCAUUUGUUUCAUGAAGUUUGAUGCAAUUCAUUUGGCUGCUAAAGUGAAGCUUAGCUUGCUACUUAGCUUUAUUUCUAGGCUGAUUUCUAUGCAGGCAAUGGAACAGAACCAAAAAAAAUAAAAAAAGGCUGAACAGACUUCCAUUUAAAAAAACUAGGUGGGGAUAAUUGUUUAACAGGUGCUUUGGUAUUAGUACAGCCAUCUUUGGCUAUGAAAAAUAAAGCUUCACUUAAGCAAAUUAUUUCAUUUGGAUAUUGUUUGGUUGAUGAUGAAAUGGAAACCAACAGUGUCAAAUGUUGUAGACAAUGCUGCAACAGAACUUUAAAAGUUAUAAACAGCUAAUGUAAAGUUAUGUUGAUCUACAGCUGUGUAGAAAAAUACACCAUGUUUAUUUAAAAUAAUUGUCUGGUUUUUUUCCUUUAUUUAAAAAUAAAUUUUGAAUACAA